ACGCUGUCUGACUGUCAGCUUCCAAAACAAUGUUUUGAAGAAUGCCAGCAAAAUACCGAGAUGCCAGAAUACAGUGUUAAAGUCAAAGAUCCUUGAUUACCAACUCUCUUUCUCCCCUCUCACUUUUUUGGCUUUUCAAAACAUAUACACCGUAAAAUUCCCGUUACGUCUGAUGACCUGAGUUCUCGCGUGAUUUAGACAAGUCAUGUGAUCAAAUGGCUCCUAGAUAGGAAAUAUCAUACCGAGAUGAUUUCUUGAGGAAAUGGGCACAGCGAAUGAGAUAGUCCUCAGUUGUACCAAGCAAAUUUGGCAACAUUUCAAGAUUUACCUAUGUUUUGAAUGACGGACCACAAAAUAUACCACGACGAAAAAUGGAGCACAUAAUAACACCAAAGGUAGAACAUGUGAAGCUGCUUGAUAGAUAUGCUACCAAGAAAUCAGCCACUGGUACCAUCUACCUGACUGCCACUCACCUCAUCUAUGUGGAAACAUCGAACAACACAAGACAGGAAACCUGGAUUCUGCACCAUCAUAUUUCCUCGUUGGAGAAGCUUCCUCUGACCACCUCUGGCUGUCCGCUGGUCAUCCGAUGCAAGACAUUCCACCAGCUACACCUCCUGCUGCCCCGAGAGAGAGAGUGCCAGGAUGUCUACCAGUCACUGCUGCGCUUGUCUCAGCCAGUGAAGCUCGACGAACUCUAUGCAUUUCUUUACAACCCCAAACAAAAUGAGGAGGAGAGGAGAGAAGGCUGGACCACCGUGGAUUUGGCCACAGAUUUCAGAAGAAUGGGUUUGCCUAACGACCACUGGGAAACUACUGAACUCAAUAAGGACUAUAAGAUGUGUAGCACAUAUCCGUCGAUGCUGGCAGUGCCCAAAGGUGCCAGCCAGGCCACUAUACUGGGCAGUGCCAAAUUCAGGAGUAGGGGAAGGUUACCUGCCCUAUCCUACUUUCACAAAGACUCCAAGGCCGCUAUCUGUCGCUGCAGCCAGCCUUUGUCAGGCUUCAGCGCUCGGUGUCUGGAGGAUGAGCAGAUGCUCGAGGCCAUCCGCCAGGCAAACCCCAACUCCCCCUUCAUGUACGUGGUGGACACCAGACCUAAGCUGAAUGCCAUGGCCAAUCGAGCUGCAGGGAAAGGUUAUGAGAAUGAGGACAACUACUCAAAUAUACGAUUCAACUUCCAGGGCAUUGAGAACAUUCAUGUUAUGAGAAACAGUCUCCAAAAACUGCUUGAAGUUUGUGCAAUGAAGUCUCCUUCGAUGAGUGACUAUCUGACUGGACUGGAGAACUCGGGCUGGCUCAGACACAUAAAGGCUGUGCUGGAUGCGGGGGUGUUUUUAGCUAAGGCAGUGAGCGAUGAAAAGGCCAGUGUGCUGGUGCACUGUUCUGACGGCUGGGACCGCACGGCGCAGGUCUGCUCUGUGGCCGGCAUCCUCCUGGACCCGUACUACCGCACCAUCAAAGGCUUCAUGGUGUUAAUAGAAAAAGAAUGGAUCUCCAUGGGUCAUAAGUUCACACAAAGGUGCGGGCACUUGGACGGCGACCCAAAAGAGGUGUCUCCUGUCUUCACACAGUUCAUUGAGUGCGUGUGGCAGCUUACAGAGCAGUUUCCCUGCGUGUUCGAGUUCAACGAGAGGUUCCUCAUCAACAUCCACGACAACAUAUAUGGCUGCCAGUAUGGAAACUUCAUCGGAAACUGUGAGAAGGAGAGACGGGAGAUACGGCUUCAGGAAAGGACGUUCUCUCUCUGGCCGUUCUUGCUAGAGCAGGAGAAGCAGUACAGAAACCCGCUUUACAAACGGAAGACCGGCACACUGAGACCAAACACUCUACCUUUGCAUUUCAAGUUUUGGUGUGGCAUGUACAACCACUAUGAAAAGGGCAUGCACCCGAAACAGUCUGUGUUGGAUCAACUGCUCUCCUACACCCAGAAGAAGGCUGAUGGGGAGAAAAAUAUGUUGGAUCUACAGAGGCAAUUAGCGGUUGCUGAUGGAGUCCUGCCAGCUAGACCAAUUGGAUCACCUACAAUGCAAUGCAGCCAAUCACUGUCUACUCCUACACCACCUUUUAACCAAUCAUCCGGUGAUGUCCCCUGCUUGAAAAACGGUACGGGUGAGGACGCUGGCUCGGGUGGUGAAUGCACCAACGGAACACAGCCGGAGGAUUUCCCAGACUCCGAAUCUGACAUGACUGUCCAAAACGGGUAAAGCUGUCGCAGUGGACUACCAGGAUCUGAAAGAGGACGUGCUGGGUUCCUCUUAAAGCUCCAUGGUGACAGAGCAGGCGCAUUGAGUAAGGUGUACGAGGGCUGCGAGCCAGUGAAGCACAUGCCCCAGUAUGCUGGGAAAUAAAUAGCACUCACUUCUGAAAGGAGCGACUGUCAGGUGUUUUAAAAAGCCUCUAGCCUUUUACGAGUGGUGCACCUGUUAAGGGGAUCGGGAACACAAGCUCAUAUUUCAGCAUUUAUGCUCCACAUGAUCAAUAUUUUGAUAACUGAGAAAUAUCUCAGCUCUCCCGUUCAUUGGGUCCUCAGACUGCAUUAAGAAUCCAUCUUCAAAGGGGUUCCUUAAUAAGUCAAUCAAUAAUUUUAUAGCAAGGCAAUAAUAUUCCUUGUAUUCCUUGAUUCAGUAUCCUCACUUGGUGACACUUUAAAUGCGGCCAGUUGGUCUCAGAGCAAUGUCCACAGUGUCAUAUUUCUGUGAAAACCACUAUCAAAUUGCCUAGUUGCCAUUUCACAAGGAAUGCUGUGUAAAAAAAAGAGAAAAGGAUCAAAUCCAAUUGUCAGUCACUAUUAGUGUUUGUUUGUUUUUUUUAUGGUGAUUUUUGUACAUUGUGUUUUUUUAUCCGUUUCACAAAAAUGUUUAAAUAUAUUUGUUAUUCAAAGUUUAUUCAUGCGCUAAUAUAUUGCUAGGGUUGAAAAGGGAAUUGAAACUGCAAUACUAGUGUUUCCUGUUGGCCAAAGAAGCAAAGCACUGCCUUGGUGGAACAAAUGUGUUUUUGAGGAUGUAUCGAAGUGCCAUUAAUGUUAAUUUCAAUCUGAUGUCUCCAGUGGAAUAUGUACUACAACUAGAAUUAGGGCUCAGAACACUGGUUGAAUGCAUAUGAGGGACCAAUGACUGUUUUAUAAAGCUUCAGUUCGUACUGAUAAUAACACUGUCUGUUUGAUUGAGAAAUUCUGGAUGAGUCCUUUUUUUUGUUUGCUGGUUGGCUACUGCUACUUAACAGGAUGUAAAUCAAACCAACCUUCCUCUGUAAGAACUGUUACAAGCACAUCUGUUGAUUUCACUGCUGCUUUUGUGCAUGAAUUCUGUAUGUUCCGAAGCUUUUUUCGCCCUGGAGUGGGGUGGGGUGGGGGCUGUCAGCAUGUUUACGCCAUUGGUAGAUAGCUAGCUCCAGAUUUUUGACUUCUCCCCAUAUUUGUGAUAAAAUCUUCACCAGCCCAGAAAUUGAUUAGGCAGAUUGUUGGAAGGUAGAUUUUCAAAAGGGAACCAGACAUAGGCUGUGGCUGUUGCUAUGUGAGAUGGGAGAUCUUUGUGAUGAUGUCCAACAGUCUGCCACCAUUUAAAAAGGGAUAUUUUGACUGAAGUCUGUUCAUUUAUCUCUGUCUUUGUCACUCCAUCUUUCCACGUCUGGAAUAUUUUGCAUACCUCUGCCACACUUGUCAAUUCAAGUCCUGGGGAACAUUAAGGGAAUGUUGCUGAAGUUCAGAGCAAUGGCUUUUUUGGUUGUUGAAAAUAAAAAAGGGUCUAUUUUGUAUGUAUCAUUUAAUGUAUAAUUGUACAGUAUGUAGUUACUUUUUGCAUUGUACUCGUCUACAUUUUCAGGAUAUGCAUACCUUUUGGUAACACCAUUCCGUUAACUGUGUCUGGUAUGCCUGUAUCGACCAAUUCUGUGGAAAUACUCCUUGAAAAGUAUGCUGCUGUACAUUCUGUUUUUAAAACAAGUUGUGUAUCUGGAUCAACAAAUUUGGGCUUUGUGACCCCCCCUCCCUUUUAAAAAAAAUAAAAAAAUAAUGUUCAUAUGAAUAUGUUCAUACAAAUGAAAUUAUAUGAUUUUAUUCAUAAUUCAUAUGUCAUGCUUAUGUAAGAUUGAUGAGCACAUAGUGGCACUGUGUGAUUCAGGAUUCAUUGAUUCAGGAUUCUCCCCUUUAUCAGAAUAAAGUGUUUAUGAAUGGUUGUGUGUACAUUCCGAACAGAAGCCAGAAUUUGGGGAUUUUGUAUGUUUAUUUUUACGUUUAUAGGCCUAUGGUAACAUUUGUGGCACAUGUUGGCAAGUAUUGUUUCUUCUAUGUCUUUUUGUGGCAGCGGCAUGAGGCAAGCUCAUUUAUCAGAUCAAUCAAUAAACAGAACAUGGCUAGUCCUGUGGACCAAAGUAGUA
Molecule: messenger RNA, 4377 nt
Organism: Alosa sapidissima (American shad)
Lineage: Eukaryota; Metazoa; Chordata; Actinopteri; Clupeiformes; Clupeidae
Gene: mtmr8
Product: myotubularin related protein 8
Exons: 14
Coding region: 372-2207 (611 amino acids)
Biological process (GO): negative regulation of autophagy; dephosphorylation
Cellular component (GO): nuclear envelope
Molecular function (GO): phosphatidylinositol-3,5-bisphosphate phosphatase activity
Source: RefSeq, a predicted model, not a curated record